Culicoides brevitarsis is the source of this 3395-nucleotide messenger RNA. It is a transcript of the gene vap, whose product is annotated as ras GTPase-activating protein 1. NCBI's taxonomy places the organism in Eukaryota, Metazoa, Arthropoda, Insecta, Diptera, Ceratopogonidae. The transcript is spliced from 8 exons. The coding region runs from base 165 to 2930 and encodes 921 amino acids. The record is from RefSeq and is a predicted model, not a curated record. Gene Ontology annotation, biological process: regulation of GTPase activity. Gene Ontology annotation, molecular function: protein binding.
AACAAAAGAUGAAAAUAUUCACAUAAAUCGUUUAAAUAAAUAAAAAUAUAAAUUUCAAUUACGUACACGAUCAACAGUGUUUUAAAUUAACUGUUUGUUUUACUCUCGGCAAGUUGUGUUGUCAAAAAAGUGAAGAAAUAAAAUUACGGGCAACUCCUACAAGAAUGGCUACGUUUUCAAGUAAUAGUGAUGAGGAAAAAGCCAUUGAUUUGGCAGAUUUGGGACAAGAGUUAGAUCACGAUGAGUUUGAUGCCCCUACCACAUUGAAUGGAGAUCGUCAAUUAAUAGCUCCUCCAGAGACAGAAUGGUACCAUGGUCGAUUAGAUAGGUAUAGUGCGGAGCAAAGAUUGAGAACUAAUAAUGUUUUAGGCAGUUAUUUAGUUCGCGAGAGCGACCGCAAACCUGGAUCUUAUGUACUAAGUUAUUUGGGUCGUACAGGAAUCAAUCAUUUUCGAAUAACUGCUGUUUGUGGUGAUUUUUACAUUGGUGGACGUCAAUUUUUUUCUCUGAGUGAUCUAAUUGGUUAUUACACAUCUUGUAGUGACUUGCUUAAGCGCGAACGACUGAUUUAUCCUGUAGGACCACCAGAGCCUGUCAACGAUAAGAAAAGAGUGGUAGCAAUUUUGCCAUACACAAAAAUGCCUGAUACAGAUGAGCUGACAUUCCAAAAGGGAGAUAUUUUCUUCGUUCACAAUGACAUGGGCGACGGAUGGUUAUGGGUAACGGCUCACCGAACUGGCGAACAAGGAAUGAUUUUUCGUGAGCUUGUGGAAGAUUUAGAUAUCAGCAUUGACCCUAACACGGUAUUUUCAUGGUUCCACCCGAAUUGUACCAAAAACGAAGCCGUUGAUAUGCUUGUGAAAGCUGGUCCGGGCAGCUUCUUGGUGCGCCCUAGUGACAACAGUCCGGGAGACUACUCCCUUUUCUUUCAUAUUAACAAUCAAAUACAACGAUUCCGAAUCGAAAAGAAAGGUGUUCGGUACUUAAUGGGUGGUCGAACCUUUGAGUGUUUGGACGCUGUUAUCCAUAGAUAUCGAAAAGAGCAAAUUGUCGAAGGUUACACUUUGCAGCAUCCAGUGCAAGCUGGAGCGGCACCGGAUUUCCAUGCACCUACGCCUCAAUCGAUUGCAGCCGAAAAGAUUUAUGCCACACUCCGAGAAUGUCGUGACAUGAACUUGUUAAACAAAAACAAGGGCAUAAAACAUAAUGGACAUCUGCAGAAAAAAUCUGAUAAGACUGCAAAAUGGAAGAAUCUAUGGUUCGCCUUAAUUGAAGAGGGGUGUGAAAUGCAUUUAUGUUUUUAUGACAAUCCUAAGAAAACUAAGCCAAAAGGACUAAUUGACUUGUCCUGUGCCUAUCUAUAUCAGGUACAUGAGUCACUCUUUGAAAGACCAUUCUGCUUCCAAAUUGUUGAACGUGCACUUCCAUGUCUCGCCACAAUUACUUAUUUGUGUGCUGAAAACCAGGAAAAUUAUGUUGCUUGGAUAAACGCUCUGAAGCCACACUGUGUCUCGCAGUUAAGUAAAGCACAGUCAAAGGUGCCAAAAUUACGUGAAUUGCGUUGUUUGAAUUUGCAGGUGCUAGAGGCACAUCGGUUACCAUUUAAGCUAGUGCCACAUCCUUAUUGUGUCAUAUCUUUAAAUCAGGUACGCGUCGGGAAAACUCGUGUCAAAUCAACGCCAGAUCCCGUGUGGGAGGAAGAUUUUGUGUUAGAUGAUGUACCUCCAGAUGCGGCCACGAUAAACAUCACAGUUUUAAGUCGCGGCAAACGAGGAAAAGACUCCGAAGUUGCAGAACUAACAAUAGAGUUAUCAAGCCUCAAAAAUGGACAAGAAAUUGAAGAAUGGUAUUCUCUUACGGGUUUGACUCCAAUGGGAGAAUGGGGCUCUCUUCGUCUUCGUAUACGUUUCGUGGACGAUUUGGUGAUGCCCUGUGAUGAGUAUAGUCCUUUACAACAACUUCUUCUUGAACCAGAACUCACAUCUGUUAAAGCUCUCUCUGAAUUGUGUCACAAUGAUCGUGCACCACUCGCUACGUCUCUUCUUCGUAUAUUCAAACACGAAAAACGUGAGACAGAGUUAAUACGAAUACUUUGUUUACAGGAAGUUGCAAAGGAAAGUGAAACAUCGACCCUUUUUCGUGGCGCUAGCUUAGCAACCACACUUAUGGAUUUAUACAUGAGAACCGAAUGUUAUGCAUUUCUACAUUCUGCUCUCUCAGAUACCAUUCAAAGAUUGUUGGAGAGCAAACAGUCUGCAGAGCUAAAUCCAACAAAAAUGGAUGUAAGCGAUGAUGCGUGUUCGAAUGCCGAAUUCCUGCUAAUUGUACUUGAUCAAAUCACCCAAUCAAUUUUUACGUCACCAGAGUCAUGUCCACGAUCAGUCAGAUUCAUAUGUCACUGUUUACAAAAAGCUGUUAUAGCUAAAUGGCCAAACGAACGUCUAGUCAGAACAAGGGUCGUUUCAGGGUUUAUUUUUCUCCGAUUGCUUUGCCCCGCACUGUUAAAUCCACGACAAUUUAAUUUGGUUAGCGAGACACCUCAUCAAAUGGCAACACGAUCGCUCAUUAUGGUUGCUAAAUGUCUCCAAAAUUUGGCGAAUUUGAUCGAGUUUGGCGGAAAGGAACCCUACAUGGAAGUUGUCAAUCCAUUUAUACUAAAGAAUAAAGAGCGAAUGAUUGUAUUUCUCGAUCAACUAUCUAACGUGACGGAUCCAAAUCCUAUUCCGGGUGGCAUAAUUUUAGAAACUCCAAAAGAAAUUCAACAAUAUUCAGACACGGGCCGUGAAUUGGCGACAUUACAUCAUAUCUGUGUUUCAUAUUUGCCGGACUUGCAACAAAUGUCUAAAGCGAACUCAUCAAUCAAAAAAUUAGUGACAGUCACCGAAAUGCUUUCAAAACACAAAUUAAAAUAUCGCGAAAUGAUAAGUUAAUCAGACACUUGACAGAACUAAAACUAGCUAACGUUGUUAAUCACAAUUAUGAUUAUGAUAAUCGCAUAAAUUAAUUUACUCAGCGUAUACUUAUACUGAUUAGAAUAUAUAACUAUCAUACUUUCAUUAGAUCAACGAUUUCAAUAUAAAUUCAGUCAUAAGCAAAUAACCACUUAGUAUUUAAUUAGGAGAUAAAAUACUAAUUAACCAAUCGAAGUCAAUAAUUCAUAAACUAUACAUAUGUUCUGCAUUUUGCUAUUUUAUUUUUUUAUGUUGUACCUACCUACGUAUUUUCGUUUUCAUAGAAUCAAAUAUAGGUAAUAUGCUUAAACCAUUUUAGAUUUAAAAAUAUAUGAUUGUCUAUAAAACCAAAAUUAUGAUAAAGAAUCUGACCUUGAAUAUUAAGAAAUUAAAAAAAAAUCAUAUUAUUAGCCUAAUUCUAAUAUUCAACUUCAACUCUUUAAA